This is a messenger RNA of Stegastes partitus (bicolor damselfish), 3595 nucleotides long. It is a transcript of the gene pdlim4, whose product is annotated as PDZ and LIM domain 4. Lineage: Eukaryota; Metazoa; Chordata; Actinopteri; Pomacentridae. The coding region runs from base 175 to 1305 and encodes 376 amino acids. Gene Ontology annotation, biological process: actin cytoskeleton organization; heart development; muscle structure development. Gene Ontology annotation, molecular function: muscle alpha-actinin binding; actin binding. The record is from RefSeq and is a predicted model, not a curated record. The transcript has 7 exons. Gene Ontology annotation, cellular component: adherens junction; stress fiber; Z disc.
UAUUUAAACUUGAAUCAGGAGAGGAGGAAAGUUUUUCCGAGCCGGGACAGCGUUGCCUAGCAGCUAGGCACAGGACUCUUCCUUAAGUUUUUUCACUCGCAUAUCGAGGAAGCGCGGACGUAUCCCCUUCUCAGUCUACCUGUCAUCUUGUCCGUUUGUCUCUCGCAGUCUUAAAUGCCAAACAUGUCUCAGACCGUGACGCUAAAGGGACCCUCUCCGUGGGGCUUUCGACUGGUGGGAGGACGGGAUUUCAGCACGCCGUUAACCAUCUCCAGGGUAACACCUGGCAGCAAGGCCGCCCAAGGUGACCUGUGUCCAGGCGACACCAUCCUGGCUAUCAACGGUGACAGCACCGAGCUCAUGACACACAUGGAGGCUCAGAACAGGAUCAAAAACUGCAGCCAGCAGCUCGCACUCAGCAUCACCAGGUCAGGAUCAGGAGAGAGAGUGUGGUCGCCAACACUUAGUGAAGAUGGGAAGACAAGCCCUUACAUGGAGCCUGACUCACAGAAUUUCCGUCCCAUCACCAGUGGAUAUGGCGGUUACAGCCGUAAACCUUCGUACACCCCUGAGCCUCAGUCUCCUCAGCCCACUCCGCAGCCCACUCACCUAAACAACGGACACUCCAGACCCAGCAGCAGCAGCAACAACAACAACAACGGCCACAGCUACGGAUACGGGAACGGAACCGGGCACGCUCAGUACAACAACCCGGCAGGCCUUUAUGCCCAAAAUGGCAGCAACGGAGACAGAUCACUGCCAAGCAAGAUGGGAGGUCUCAGCCUCAGUGCCACACACAGCCCAGAGCCUCCCAUGCACUCCCCCGUGAGCCGUAAUGGUUUCGACACACAGUCGGACGUCUACAAGAUGCUGCAGGACUACGAGGAGCCCGUCUCUGAACCCAAACAGUCUGGCUCCUUCAAAUACCUCCAGGGAAUCCUGGAGGCCGAGGAUGGAGGUGUGUCACCGACAGAGAGGAUUAGGAACUUAAAGUCUCCGGUCAGAUCUCCGAUCCCCAAGCUGGGAAGCCCCAUCCCCAGCCCCAGCAUGCCCGGUCUUCAGAAGCUCCCCCAGUGCACACGCUGCUGUAAUGGCAUUGUUGGCACCAUUGUGAAGGCCAGGGACAAGCUCUAUCACCCCGAGUGCUUCGUGUGCGACGACUGCGGCGUCAACCUCAAGCAGAGAGGCUACUUCUUUAUCGAGGACAAUCUGUACUGUGAGACCCACGCUAAGGCUCGCGUCCAACCCCCAGAGGGCUACGAUGUAGUCGCCGUGUACCCCAACUCCAAGGUGGAGUUGGUCUGAGACGAAGAGGCUGGUCAUUCUGUAAUAUAACUGGGAAACUAAGAUAUGGUAGAAAUGGGGCUGCUGAGUAUCCUCACCUGCACUGAUCAGGCUCUGUCAAACCGGACUGCUGAUCUUGGGUCAGCUUUGCCUUUGGGAGAAUGCGCUAUGAGAAUUGUGUUUCUGUGAUCCCAGAUCAGUACUUCCACGCUGGCAGGCUUGAUAAAUGCUUUGUAUAUUGAGCAGAUUGGAAUAUGUUGACAGAAUAAGGCUGACGAAUAUCCCAAAACUCUAAUCCAUGAAAAAGCUCACACUGUUUCCCAAUCUGACCUCCCUCAUCUCUCAACCAGUGUGUUUAAAUUCAAUUCAAGAUCCAGGAUAGCAUGCAUAUGCACAUUCACCGCUAUGUUGUGUAGCAACAGAAUAUUCCACAAAGACUGAAUGAGACGCUUAGUUAAAAUGACUACUCUGGCCAUCUCUAACAAUCAGUUUACCAACAUGUCUAAUGUCCUACUCAAGCCUUACAAAUAACUUUCAGACACCAGUGUGUGUUAUGUGCAUUGUGACGAGAGAUUUUUGAGUUGAUUUGGUGUGUUUGCUGUGAUGAACUGUGCAGAGAAGUUGGUUUUAUUUUCAAACUAAUUUUGGAUUUUGCGAUUUUUAACAGCAGUUUCCCCACAUAACACAAAAUGUCACCCUUCAUUCUAUAAUGCCACGUGAGGUGUAGUGAUAUAUUUUUUUAAGUCUUGGUUAAGGGCUGAAGUGUCUUUUCUUAACAACUUUACAGUUAAACGUUAUACUCAUCUUCUAGUUUACAUGUACACCGUUUCAUUUUCAGACUUUUUAUGUUACAAAACUGGGAAACAGCUCUCUUUCAAUCUCACUGUUUCUGCUCACUUUUCAGUUAUGUGAAACAAUAAGCAAUAAUUCACUACAGGCAGAUUUCUAGCAGGUAUAAUUGUAAGUAUCUGGAAUGUGUGCCAUUUGGUGACUGUUUACUGAACUAUAACCUAUAGUAAAUGCCUCCCUAUGCAGCUAUGCAAGCACCACCUCCUCAAAUGUAAACAAAUCCCUGCAGGAGACGUCCUCAGAGCUCUGUGAGAAACUCUAGAACUCUGUGAGAGUCGGCCUAAAAGAGUUUCUCCCACGUGUGAUCGCAGCAACCUCGAUCUAUAAACACUUACCAGCAAGAAAUGAGUCUUUAAUGAUUGAGCAGCUUAGCUUAAUGCAGCGUAUGAAUGCAAUGACGGCAUUUUGAACAGCCGCAGCACACGGAAGAUCGUAGCUGUGGGUGCUUCUGGCUCAUGCACCUGACUGAGAGAGGAAUUUCAACUCUCACACUGAAGAAUUUCUUCUCAUAAAAAAUAAAAACCCAGGAGCACAGAGUUCAGUGAAAACUCUCAAGGUUGACAUCAAUAUGCUCUCCACCUCUCGUGAUAGCUGUUAAAAAUGGCAGUGUGCAUUUGAGACAGGACACACGGCCAUAGAAAACUGUUAGAAACUUCUAAACCGGGACUCUACAGCCUGCAACAUGUGGGAGUAAUACUGAUUUGGUUUCGUUUUUUUGGACCCACUACAUAGAUACAUUACACUUCUUCUUUGGAAGACAGAAAAAGACAAGAAGUGCGCAUAGUUGUAUUCCCUUCCUACUAUGAAUUCAGAUUUCUGGUUGCAGUCGAGCCCAUGGAGCAAAUGAAAUAUAUUUCUACAUUUCCUCAGAGAGAAGGGGGAGGGAGCAAGAAGGGGUGAGAAAGAGAAACGAGGCACGUAUUUUCUUUUUCUUGACAGAAAAAUCUUUCUGUAAGACGUAUGUCAUUAUGUAGCCAUCAGUCUUAGCUUGUUGUGAAUUGUGGAGCGCGAACUGAGUGGAGAAGAGUGAUGAUGUUCUUAAUUUUUAGAAAUAUUUCUAACAGAACUGCUUUUGUAGUUUGAAAUGAGAAAGAUUUUUUGAUUUUGUUUUGCAGUGCUGAAAUCAACCUUUUUUUUCCCCCCAAGAUAUCAACAGUGAUGUGCAGCUGCUGAUAUGCCAUCUAUCUUAGUGAUCUUGUAAAUUAUGUGAAAAUUGCUACCACAUUGUCUCUUUGGUAUUGUACAUAUUUGUUUCAUUGUGAUUGCUUUAACAAACCGUAUAUAACAUGUCACUCACGUGCCUUUGCAUACCCUGUGUCUUUUAAAUGAUUUCUUUGACACAAAAUUCUCUUCUUGUAUUUAACUUAUUGUUCUACCAGCACAUGUUUUUGCUCUGGGUCUUCUUAUUUGCUCUUUUAUUUUCUAGGUUCUAAAUAAAAUGAGAAAGUGCAUUGCCAUGACA